AGAAGAGCCAUGAGAUAAAUAUUAAACCCACGUUUGAGUUAGUUACAACUGUUUCUUUUUAAAAACGUUUCCACACACCAUAUGCUUCUUCAAGCUUUAGAACACUUGUGUCUUUCACUCUUGUAAUGGAAAUAUCCCCCAUGAGAAUGAAUUUUCUUGCUCUGGGUUUGUCUCUGUGUCUUGUUCUUUCGAGCUUCCAUGGUGUUUCUUGUCAGGAUGAUGGUGCUGCAAGUAGGUUGAGUCAUUUGGAUCUUAUAGAACGUGAAUACCAAGAUAGUGUCAAUGCUCUUCAAGGCAAGGAAGACCAGCCUGCAAGUGUCCAGAGUGAGAACCAGAAGAACACUACAGUGACUGAUAAGAACACUAUCUCUCUGUCUCUGUCAGAUGAAUCUGAGGUUGGAGCCACGAGUGAUGAAAGUGUUACACGUUCGAGUCUGUUGGAUGAAAUAGAUCUUGAAUUUGAAGCUCAUCUCAAUGUUCUUAACCAAGCUGGAUCUGAUGACGUUAAUGCUGAGUCAAAAGAUGAUGAAGAAUUAUCUGCUCAGAGACAGAAGAUGUUGGAAGACAUGGAAAGCGAUUUUGAAGCUGCUUCAGCAAGUUUGAAACAAAUUAAGAGUGAUGAACUAAGUGAAGGAACUGAUGAGGAACAAUCUGCAAAGAGUCAAAGUUUGCUGGAGGAGAUCGAACGCGAAUUUGAAACUGCUACAAAAGAUCUUGAACAACUAAAGAUUAAUGACUUCACCGGUGACAACUAUGAUGAAGAACAAUCUGCAAAGAGAAAAAGCAUGCUUGAAGCUAUUGAACGCGAGUUUGAAGCUGCUGUUGAAGGCCUUGAAGAACUGAAGGUUUCUGAUUCUACCGGAAACAAAGAUGAUGAAAAAGAAUCUGCAAAGAGACUUAGUAUGCUGGAAGAGAUCGAACGGGAAUUUGAAGUAGCUACAGAGAGCCUUAAGCAACUUCAAGUUGAUGGUUCUAGUGAAGACACAGAACAAACUGCAAAGAGGCAAAGUAUGUUGGAUGAGAUUGAACGUGAAUUUGAAGCUGCUAGAAGUGAUCUUAAACAACUAAAUGGUUUCACUGAAGGAAAUGCUGAUGAUGAAAUAUCUGCAAAGAGAAACAGUAUGGUAGAAGAGAUGGAACGUGAGUUUGAAGCUGCUACAAAAAAACUUAGAGUUAAUUAUUUCAAUGAAGGCAGUAAUAACGAAGAACAAUCUGCAAAGAGUAAGAGUAUGCUUGAAGAGAUUGAACGUGAAUUUGAAGCUGCUAUUGGAGGUCUUAAACAGAUCAAAGAUGAUGAUUUUAAGAACACUGAAGAACAAUCUGCUAAGAGCAAGCUAAUGUUGGAAGAGAUCGAGCGCGAAUUCGAAGAAGCUCAAAGUGGCUUUACCACAAAUGCUAAUAAAGAAGGAUCUGCAAAGAAACAUAGUAUUACAUUAGAGUCUCUUGGACUAGGACAGUCAGGUGUCUGCGGCUGUUUUAAUCAAGGCAACGCUGGUUUAAAGCGAGAUGAAGAAGCUUCAAUCUCUAUAUCAACAAAAUAUAGCAUAGAAGAGAUCCUCUCUGAAGAAUCUGCACUACAGGGCACAGAGACUUCUUCUAGUCUCACUAAGUCUUUGACUCAACUAGUUGAGAUUCACAGGAAAGAAAAGGAAUCUCAUAGUGUGCACACUUCAUCCACAAGUGAAUCAGCAUCCACAUCAGAGACUGUAGAGAGCCUUAGAGCUAAACUGAAAGAGCUUAGUGUCUUAACAGCUCGUCAGCUCGUGACACGUCAAGACUUUGAGAGCAUUCUCGUUAUGGCUGCAACUUUCGAAGAGCUAAGCUCAGCUCCCAUCAGUUACAUUUCUAGGUUAGCUAAAUACAGAAACGUCAUAAAAGAAGGACUUGAAGCUUCUGAGAGAGUACACAUGGCAAAGGCACGAGCUACAAUGCUCGAAGAGACUUCCAGAGAGAAGCAGAUCUUCGUGGACGCUAACUUCGAGGAGGCUAAAAGGCUUGCUCAAAGAGGAGACGCCUUGUACGUUAGAAUCUUUGCGAUCAAGAAACUGUUGAGGAAGCUUGAAACUGAGAGAGAAUCUGUUGAUGUGAAGUUCAAGGAGAUUGUGAAAGGUCUUUCUCAUCUUCUUGUUGAUGCUUCUGAGGCCUAUGAGGAGUAUCAUGGAGCUGUAAGGAAGGCUAAAGACGAGCAAGCUGCUGAGGAGUUUGCGAGAGAGGCAACGCAGAGUGCAGAGAUCAUAUGGGUUAAGUUUCUUAGUUCUCUUUAGAGAAGAGUUGAGAUAAUUGGUUGUCUUUAGAGCAAGUCUGGAGCUCUUGUUGGUUAGUGUUUUGUACUUUGUGUUUAUGUUCUGUUUCAGACUUUGUGGGUUAGUUAUAUCAAGAGAGAGGGGAAGACAAAUAAAUUCUAAUAAAAUAACUUCCAAUAAUUCAUAGAAACCUUUUGCA
Raphanus sativus (radish) is the source of this 2442-nucleotide messenger RNA. RefSeq names its product TSK-associating protein 1. The record is from RefSeq and is a predicted model, not a curated record. Bases 126 to 2264 code for a protein of 712 amino acids. NCBI's taxonomy places the organism in Eukaryota, Viridiplantae, Streptophyta, Magnoliopsida, Brassicales, Brassicaceae. The transcript is spliced from 24 exons.